UCGUGCUAAACGUCCAAACCGCGGUCGCGCCAUUAUUUUGCCGUUCGUGUUGAGCGCAGGUGUCACGUACGGCGCGUCGGCCAGUUGUCGGGCUUUUAACAGAUAAUCAUAAAAUUAUAGUUUACUCUUUCUAAUACAUUUAAACUGUAACCAAUGAAUUUACCUUCUCUCUCACUGAAUAUUUACGACAAAACAACUGAAGGGGGCUGUGUGAAUCAGUGUGAAAUUCGAGCUCGGUUCGGUCGCACGUAUUUGCGAAUUAUAUAAAAAUAACGGUUCAGUGAAUUUGUUUAUUGCUUAAUAAUGGAAUUGUAAGUGUUCUUUCAUUAUAUUUUACUAACACGGAGUAAAUAUUAUUUGCAUUUUAUGACAAAAACAGUCUUUGAAGCAGCGGCCUCGUCAUUUUUUGAACCUAACGGUCGUCUUUAGUUCGUCGUUUUUAAUAGAAAAAUUAAUAAAAUCCAAACGAUUUUUUGUAAUGAGAUCAAUAUUUUAAUGAACUUAAAUAUAAGUAUUACAAAGGACGUGUAUUUUAGUCGCAAAUAUAAAAAUUUCGACUUCAAAGAUGUGAAACACACCUAAGCGUCCAGAUUACGGAUUCUGAGCACGUAGGGUUUGACAGCCGAUGUUCAAAUUUAAAGAUACGGCGCAGCAAUUUGAUAUAAAUUUCAAUGAAUUUGAUAUAAAAAAAAAAUAUUAAUUUCUUUUUUUUUUGUUUUAGAUAUUUGAUUUUUUUUAAUUUUGUACCAGUGAUUGGAUUCUUUGCAUAAGCCGACUUCUUGAACUAAUUUAUACUUUUUUAUUUGCAUAGAUGGGUGAACGAGCUCACGGCCCACCUGAUGUUAAGUGGUUACUGGAGCCCAGAUACAUUUGCAACUUCUUUUUUUUGUUUGUUUUAUUGCAUAGAUGGGUGGACGAGCUCACGGCCCACCUGAUGUUAAGUGGUUACCGUAAAAAGUUGAUGAUUUAUCAUUGUUACCAUCCGUAUUGUUGCACAAUACUAAAAAAAACGCUGCAUGUGUUGUACACUUUUUUUUUGCUAUUUGGCGAGCUACAGCUCGUUCACACAUGGUCUUCAUUCCACUGCCUUGCCCGAACGGGCUCUUGAAGCGCACCCUAAAGUGCCCCGUUAUUUAUUACAACUACGCCGCGCGGCUCCGUUAUCACAAAACCCUUCAUUGUACCUCAAGUUGUUAUUGUUUAACACUAGCAAGUGUUAUGUUUAGUAUGAACUAUGCUUUGCGUUGAAGUAUUUUGUUUAUUAGUAUUCAACUACGUAUUCAACUACGGUGUAGAAUUAUGAUACACUGAACACAGAGAUAACGCGUUUUUGAGCACGACUUGUGUAUAAAUAAUAAUAUCUCAAAAAAUUAAGCGAUUACAUAGGUUUUUUUAUUUAAAAUUAUUUUUUUUAAACUAUACAAAUUAUAAUAAAAAAUAGAACCAUACACCUGUCCAUACAAAAUAAUUUAUUUACACCCCUUUAAUUUUGCGUAAAAAUCUGGCGGCGCGAGCCGUAAUUCUAGAUAAACUUUACGUGUCAGAGAUACGCAAAUACAACAGUCAGAUCUACAAUAAAAAUAAUCAACAUAACUAGACUAAUAUUCUCACUAAAUAAACAAAAAUCAUAGCGAUAACAUUUACCAUUACUGAGAAAAAUAAAAAUUAGUGCAACAGUUCUCAUUCACACAGUGAAAUCACUUUCGUUUUACAGAUUUUUUUGUUCUACAUACCAUACAAUACAAAAAAAAACAAUUACUAUACAACAUGGUACUUUUAAAGCCCUUUCUAAAAAGGUAUAACACUUGUACAUUGGAUCGCAUUGUACAAUGUAUUCAAAGGAAAACAAAAAAAAAAUCAGAUCUCUCAGAGUGCUCCAGCCUUAAAUUGCACCAAGGACACUUCAAAUUUGAAAUUCAAAACUCUUAAAAGUUAGUUGACAUAUUUUGCUCAUGUUAGUACUAGAUUAAAGAUCAGGAACAAAAAUAAGACGCUCCAGUGGCCACGUUUGCAGACACGAAAACAUCUUCAUUUCUUAGAAAAAAGUUUAAUAAUGUUAACGACUUCAGCUUAUUCUAGACCUUAAUACUUAAACAUAAAGUUUAAUUACCAUUGCAAAAUAUAUGUAUUUAGGUCCUUUCGUCAGAAAAAGAAUAUUAUGGAAUAAAUUUAAAAUGUCACUUGAACAUAAAAAGACAUCGGUACAAAAAUAUUUAUUCUAAAAUGAUACUUAAAGCCUAAUUUAUAAGGUUAAAAAUAUUAGUUUAGAGAAAAAAUACUAAUUUUAUUUUUGCGGGAAAAAUAUUGCCAGCUUCAAAACCUUUUACGUAUUAAGUAAACAUUUUAAGUACAUAUAUAAAAAAACAUAUAAAUCAUUUUAAAUAUUAUCAUUAAUCAAUCGAUUUUAAGCACAUAAAAUAACAUCAAAGACAUAACCAUUGGACUUUAACUUGUUACUAUACUUGAGACCUUAGAACUUAUAUCUCAAGGUGGGUGGCGCAUUUACGUUGUAGAUGUUUGUGGGCUCCAGUAACCACUUAACACCAGGGUGGCUGUGAGAUCGUCCACCCAUUUAAGCAAUAAAAAAAAACUUAACUUGUAUUGUUAUUUAAAUAUGUACAACUAAAACAAAAACAUUAAAAAUAAAAUAUAAUGUGUACUCGUAAAAAAAAGAUUAAGAAAUAAAUCCAAUAUCGGUUAUUUAAAAAAAUUAUCGAUAUAUGAAUUUCAUGUAAUUAUUUUUCUUUAUACUGACAACACUGAUUUUAAUCUGACUGACGCGGUGAGACUUCGCUUGCUGCUUGGCUUGCGUUCAAAAUGGAUGUGUUUUGAUUUUUCUUCGAUUUAUUUUGCUUUUAUCAAUAACGUUUCAUACUACGGCUGAAAACCAUUGUGUGAAUUGUGGUUUUAACCUGACCGAGAUUUAAAACCGUGUAUAUGCUCUCCUGUGCUAUUUUUAGAUGAUUUACUAAUUGUGUAUGAAGAUGAAGAAAAAAUAGAAUAAUAUCGAUAUUUAAAGAAGUAUGUGUGUUUUUUAUACCUUAAUAACUACAAUUGGAUAAAAAUACAUUAGGAACAUCUUAAACAUUAAAAAAAGAAAAGUUCUUGAGGUAUUUAUAUAGAAAAUUAACCUCAAAACGAGUUUUUUAUUUUUAUUAUAUUUUUUAUAAUAAUGGCGUCAAUUUCAAUAUAUUUUUUAGAUAUCUAAUACAUUUAAGACCUUGAAUUUAUUUUUAUGAGGGUAGAUCUAAUACUUGUCAACUCACGACCGGAUAAAUUUAGUGUGAAUAUAAAAUAUUUUUUUUAAAAACUACGAAUCACUGAACGACUGAACUAAUUCAAAGACAUAUUACGCCGUUACUCAAAAAGACUUCCGCUGACGGCACGCCGCUGCUUGUACAUCUCAAUAUUUUGGACUUGUGCUAAUUUUUCCUUACGAACUACUACGGACGAUCAUCCUCGUCGUUGCGCGAGUGUCAGAGUUUUAGUGAGUGUUGUGAAAGUUUAGUAAUAGUGAGUGAACACAGAGUCCAGCCGUCAAGCCGACCGCCAUCAUUACGUGUCGUCCGCCAGUCGUGUUUCCUAGACACUGCAAUCUACAAGAAGCCGAGUUGUCAGGCGGCGUCGCGUGAUGGCGCAUGGAGUGCUUGUGGCGGUGGUGCGCGGCACUGGUGCUAGCGACGCUGGCCGCCGCCGGCCCGCGGUACAGCUCGCGGAUCGUACACACUCACACAGGAGCAAUCCGCGGCAUCAUAGUGGAACCGGCUUCCCGUCGCCUGGAACCAGUGGAAGUGUUCUUGGGUGUCCCUUACGCAGGCCCCCCGCCGCGACUUGGAGUCCCACCAGCGCCUCCAGGCUGGUCCGGCACGAGGCUCGCAGACGCAUUCGCACCUGUCUGCCCCCAGCGAUACCCGGACAUAUCCAACAAGAGCGCAGCGCUGUCGAACAUGCCACUCGGCAUCUACAACGAGUUGAAGGCCACGGUACCGAUGCUCGCCAAUCAAAGCGAAGACUGUCUCUUCCUCAACAUCUAUGUGCCCGGUAGCGGUGCGCGAGGCGUGGAGGCGCCUUACGCGGUGGUGAUGUGGCUCGGGGCGCCGUCCCACGAGUGGGGCUCCGCCAACACCCUCGACGGAGCCGUGCUGGCGGCCCGGGCACAUCUGCUCGUCAUUACUGUUAAUUAUAGGAUAGGAUUAUUAGGCUACUUAACAACAGGGCUAAAUACGGAUCCCGUGCAGCAAGCAGGAGGCUCGGCCCAGCUGGACGUGGCGGCGGCUCUGGGCUGGGUGCGCCGCAACGUUGCCGCGUUCGGAGGCGACGCGCGGAGACUCACCCUCGCCGGACACGCGGCGGGGGCGGCUCUCGCCAACGCCAUGCUCAUGAUGCCGGACACUAAAGGUCUCGUGUCCCGUGUGCUGCUUCUCAGCGGCUCGGCGCUGAGUCCGACGGCUCUGGCCCCGGACGCGACGCUGACCAGGGACCAUACCGCGCAAGCGUUGCGGUGCAUCCCGGAAAACUCUAAUGAUGAGAACUGGUUUGUAGAAUGCAUCCGGGCUCGUCCACUGGCCGCAUUGUUAGCCGUGGAAGCCCCAAAGGCGCGGUUCCUCUCCGGCUGGGCGCCCUCCGUCCCCGCCGGCCAGCCCCCCACCAGGGCGCUGCAUGCGAGCGACACGUUCCUUGAUUGCUCUCUCGCUAUUGUCGUGUCUACCACGGAGAGCUAUCAGUUCUUCAAUGAAGACGAUAUCAGACAUGGAUUUGAAGAAGAGCACAGAAACCGCAUCCUCCGAACGUACGUCCGCAACGUGUACCGCUACCACCGCAACGAGAUAUUCGCGGCCAUCCGCAACGAGUACACGGAUUGGGAGAAGCCGAUCCAGCAUCCCAUCAACAUCAGAGACGCGACGCUGGACUCCCUGAGCGACGGCGCCGUGGCCGCGCCCGCGCUCCGCCUCGCACAGCUGCACGCGCGACGCGGCUCUACUACUUACUUUGCUCAUUUCGCUCAUCAGACCAAGGACGCUGACUAUCCUCAGCGCCUCGGAAGCAUAACCAGCGAAACUCUACCAUACUUCUUGGGUUUGCCACUUGUAAGUGGAACACCUUCAAACCUUCGGAACUACUCUCGUGGGGACGUGGCCGUGGCCGAGUCUGCCGUCGCUCUGCUCGCUGCUUUCGCGAAAACCGGGGACCCUACGGCGCGGAGUGAGGAGAGGCAUCACGACAACUCAGUUACUUGGCCUAGAUAUGAGAUCAAUACUCAACAGUAUUUAAGUAUAGGUACAAAGCUUCGUGUGAAGAGUCACUACCGGGGUCACAAGCUGGCGCUGUGGCUGCACCUGGUCCCGCAGCUGCACCGCCCCGGGGCCGCGCCGCGCCACCACCAGUUCCGCUCCGUGCACCCCGCCAUGUUCGCGGGAGAGAUCUUCCCAGAGCUCUAUACAACUACAGCAGCUUUGGAUGAUGAUGAAGAAAUUUCCGAAGCAGAAGAAGAUUCUUCAGAGGUAGAGGAGUGCGAGCCUUCCCCCUCCCCGCGACCCGCUCUGUCGGCUCUCCCUUCCCUGCAGCCCACGCCUAAAGAAGACUCACUCACGUUAGACUCACAAUAUUACAGCUACACAAUAGCCCUGGGCGUGACAGUCGGCGCUGGGUGCUUCCUGCUGGCUCUAAAUAUGCUGGUCUUCGCAGGAAUCUACCUGCAGAGAGGAAGACGUCGAAGUAGUCACAGGAGAACGAGGAGAGAAGGUAGCAGCAAUAGCCGAGCUGGAGACUCUCUGAACAGUGACCCUGCAACAGUGACGUCACCACGGAAGAGUACUCUCAAGCGCAGCAGCGAGUCAGAGCUAAAGGAAAGGUCGAGUACCAUGCCUCCACCGAAAAAACGGGUUCAGAUACAAGAGAUCUCCGUAUAGAGCAUGGCUUUCAAUGAGAAGAUAUCCAAAGACAUCAAUAGGGGUCUCACUAUUUAUUACCAAGUCGCACAGCACACAAAAACAUCGGAAAAGGUCGAGUCUUCGUCUGGCAUAAACGAAGCUUUUGAGUUUCGUGAUGACCGUUGGUUUGUGUGUCACUCGUGUGUUGCUCGUGUGCCGGCUCGUGUCGUCGUGGGAGCAGUUGGACGGUAUAAUUAAAUGACACAAAGUGUUCUAACGUGACACAAAUGACAGACACGAUUAACAGUAGUUGUGUAAGCCGGUCCUUACUGUAGUGUGUGUAGUGAUGUGCUCCGUGUCAGUUUUGUCUGAUGAUCGGUCAGUCCCUAUCUAUAGUUUGAGAAACGUUUGCGAUGUGCAUGCAUGCUGUCACUGUGGCCUGCGCUGCGUACAGUCUACAGUCUACAGUCCACAGCACGGCCACGCCGAGCGCGCCAUCGACGCCGCCACUACCGAUCGUCAAGAUAUAACUAUACGGCACGUACACAUGUGUGCACGCGUGUCACGCAAGUGUGGGUAUUACGUACCGCGAUGUUUGUGUUUAGUGCUUUGUAAGUUUUGGUGUAAAUUUUAAUAUUUGAUCUUUAGACGGUUAAGAUAAUGUAAAUUAUACUUUUCUUCAAUUUUUUUUUUGGUCUACUAAUGCAACUGAAAUGCUUCCCUGUGUCUGUCACAUACUUAUAAUAUAUUCAAUACUAGAAUUAAAGCUUCCUCGAAGCGAUCAGAAACAAAAGUACCUACAAACACGAGUGGACAAAAGACGCGCGCGCACCGAACUUCCAUAUAAUAGUAUUUUAUAUUAUGGUGUAAAAGGCUUGAUAUAUAACCUUUACACAAUUUACCUAAUCCAAUGGUACAUUCAUUGUGCUAUGCAAGCAGUCAUCAUAUAUUUUUCAAAAUUCUUAAACGACUAUCUUUGCUACCAAGCUGUAAAAUCGUACUGCAAGUAGCAAAUAAUUAAUGAAUAUACUCUUGGUCACAAAGUAUUAUUACCUACCUCACUCACCAUGAAGUCGUAACAAUUAUCUAGUAUCCUUUUCCUAUUUUUGUUAUAAUAUGUUGGAUUAUUAUUGAAACCUGUGUUGAAUUUGUAAUUCAGAAAUAAUGAAACAUCUUGCAUUUUCUCUGAACUCUGUGCUACAGGCACUAUAACAAGUCGAUUCUGUUGUAGAGUCUUUAGUUCGUAAAAUCAUAAUUAAAUGAACAUACUGUCAUACUCAUCACAGCAGAAAUACUCGACAAACAAAUAUUGACAUCGACAGUAACAGUGUCGAGAGCACCAAGAGUGUUAACAGAUUGUGAAUAUAGCUCGGAUCCCCAAGUAUACAGCUCUGAGAAUUAUUCGCGUGACUUACUACAAUUAAAAUGUCGUGGAAAGUUCCCGAAGUCCCGAUGUAACGUUUUGAACGAGUCUCGGUUCCUCGAAUACUUUUUGUCAGUUUAUUGAUCACUCUCAAGAUAAGGUAAUUUGUGCUCGUUUUGAAGCAAAUCUUACAGUUGAAAUGUAACUGAUAUUGCGGGAUAUGAUGAUCUUGUGGUUGGUUACGUAAUCCGAUGUUCUGGUCAAGUUCUUAAUUUUUUGUCCAAACUUAUUGGAAUGAUCACGAACACUAAUAAUUGCCAAAUCCGUGGAGCCGCCGCGCCGUACAGUGCAGCCUGCUCUGUGCCUGUGAGAGAUAAACUGUGACACAUUUCGGCUGUGUGAGAGACUUUUAUUUAGUUUGAGUUUACGUAAAACACAUAUUUCAAUACACAUCAAUACCUAUGAAAUACUUUUAAAAUGUAUGUAUGUAUUAAGUAUAUGUAUGAAUGUUUAAUCUAAUAAACGUCAUUGUAGUGUUGUGUGAUGCGUAAUUGAAAUGAAUUGAACUUUUAUAUUUCGAAAAUAAUGUAUGUACUAUACAUAUUGAUAUAUAUAUAUAUAUAUAUAAAAUGAAUAUGUUGUACCAAUACUUGAGUGUAGCGUACAAAGUUGGUUCGCUUAAUGUUGACCGUACUAACGUCGGAGUAGUAUUGAGUUGUGUGCUCGGUGGACCGACCGGUCGGGCAGGUUCAAUUCCUUCAGUUUUUACGGAUCGUAGACGUAAAUGAAACUACUUUUACAUUUUCUUCUCCAUGAAUCGCGACGAAAGAUAUCACAAAUAAUGAAAUAACGGGCUCGGAGUCAGCAAGUCCUGGGCAGGUGGUGCCAACUAUUUUAUAACAUUUGGAAAAAUUGCUUUAUUUUCCUACACUUGCGCACUUUCACAGACGCUAGACGUUUAAGGAGUUACCAUUACUAUACGUUGAAACCUAAAGAAACAUUAUUCAACCAAAUAAAACAAUUGGCAUAACUUCGCUCCUCGUGUUACCGACAAAAAUCUAUAAACCUGUUAUCGUGAUGGUGGUGGUAUAACCAAGCCAAACAAACUGCCAGAUCUCACAAUACUGUUGGUUGUUAUUGUGUGCAAAGAAACGUAAAUAUCAGUUUAAAGUAUUCGAGACAUGAAAAAUAAUGAACGUGAGAUGAAAUCUUAAAAGUAGUUUCAGUUACAACGUAGCGAGAUGAAGUGUACGGAAGCUGGAACGACUAUGUGUAUGUAUGUAUCUAGUUUUGUCGGUGUCUCUUCUUAUGUUCCUAAUUAAAUAAAAUUGUAAUAUAAGAUCAUCUUAAUUAGCUAAUACAUGGAGUAGUACUAAAUGUCGUAAUUAAUUUCUAAAUUACAUAAUUAAAAUAAAUUAACUUGAAGGAUAUUGAGCUGUAUGUGUAGUUAUGUAAACUGUAAAUAUAACUGUAUUCACAUAGUGUUUGGUUCCACUUCAUCGAUUAGGUGUAAUGUAAAUACAUAUUAGGAUGUCUGUAUUUAUCGGUAUUUUCAACAAGAAGGAUAUCAAUAAAGAUCAUAAUUUUCUUGGA
Molecule: messenger RNA, 8826 nt
Organism: Bombyx mori (domestic silkworm)
Lineage: Eukaryota; Metazoa; Arthropoda; Insecta; Lepidoptera; Bombycidae
Product: neuroligin-1
Exons: 15
Coding region: 3639-5909 (756 amino acids)
Biological process (GO): modulation of chemical synaptic transmission; postsynaptic membrane assembly; presynaptic membrane assembly
Cellular component (GO): cell surface; plasma membrane; postsynaptic membrane
Molecular function (GO): neurexin family protein binding; signaling receptor activity
Source: RefSeq, a predicted model, not a curated record